UGAGCUGAACCUCCAUUCGGCAACGGCAGAGCAGGAUCCAGGGCAAAGCACCCCUCCCUAAAACCAUCCAGCCCAACUAAAUUCAUAACGUCCUCCUGAUCGGGGUCGCCUUCAGCUACAGCGGAGGCAAGGGACAAGCCUUCACAAGGAGUUUGCUAAACACUUCGCCCCGGCACAAGAGAUCCCGGCUGUCAUUUUGUGAGGCACGACGGAGGAGCCGAAGAAGAUGUUGUUGUACUUCUGGGGGUUCCUGUACAGCAACUACUUUCGGUUUUGGCUGAAGUGGGUCCUGCGGCUGCUGACUCGGAAGUGCGAAUUGCAGCGUGUCUGUGACGGCUCCAGGGCCGGGGCGCGGCGGACGCUGCGCGUAGAACAUUCACUGGAAUCAUCAAAGAAUAAGGUUUUAAGAAAUGCUGUACAUGCUGAGGAAGCUGAAGUGGAGAAGUGUGUCAGAGAUGUAAUGAAAGAAAAGAAAAUUGAACAGAAGGAUACAGGGUUUAAGACAAAUCUGCAUAUAUCCCUACUGCAGAUAUCAGGUUAUAAAAAACUUUAUUUGAAUGUGGAAAAUCUGAGGAAGGUCCCGUAUGAUUCGGAUAAUGACGAACAUGAGGAACAGUUAAUUGAGCUUUGGAAUUUGCUGAUGCCUCAUGAGAAUCUGAAGGCCAGGAUCACCAAGCAGUGGUGUGAUAUUGGCUUCCAAGGUGAUGAUCCCAAAACAGACUUCAGAGGAAUGGGCCUGCUGGGGUUAGUGAAUCUGGUGUAUUUUAGUAAGCAUUACACCGAUGAAGCUCGUCAGAUCCUUUCCCGUUCAAAUCACCCAAAGCUGGGAUAUUCUUAUGCAAUAGUUGGAAUCAAUCUGACAGAAAUGGCAUACAGCUUACUAAAGAACGGUGCUUUAAAGUCUCAUCUGUACAACAUGGUCGCCGGGUUGCCGCAGAUGGAGCACUUCCAUCAGUUUUACUGUUAUCUGGUUUAUGAGUUUGACAAAUUCUGGUUUGAAGAAGAACCAGAAAGCAUUAUGCACUUCAACCAGUACAGAGAGAAAUUCCAUGACAAAAUUAAGGGGCUUCUGCUGGAUUGUGAUGUGAUACUAACCUUACAAAAUACAAAGAAACCUUAACUUGUCUGCAGUGAAGUUCUGCAUAAAAAAUGGAAUUACACAUUUGGAUAGAAGUUUUGCGUGUUUUGCCAAAAACUGUUUAACAAUAGAACUUCUUUUUUACAUUUAAAAAAAAAAUGAUCAAAAUUCAGUUAAGAAAGCUUGGACAAUCAACCUCUGUUUACAGGUCUAUAUAUGCUAUUCUCCAAAGGACAGCUUUGUUUUUUUUUUUUUUUUAAAAAAAAAAACCCCAAUCAACAAACCAACACAGAGAACAACCCACAGAUCUCAAGAGCCUCUGGAUCACUUGCUUUCACAAUUUCUUUUAUACUUCUUGGUGCAGGUACAUGAAGCAGGUAUUUAUGGUGCAUCAUGUUUUCCAUUAAUAGGUUUGACUGGUCUUUUAAAAACUUCUUUUAGUUGAAAUUACUCCAGUUUUAGAUCUUUUGUGUUCUUGUUCUGUACAUGUAGUUGAUCGUUCUCGUAGUUUUUAAAUUUCUUUGUAAUGAAGAGGUCCACAAAGGGAAUGUAUUGGUCACUUACGAUUUUGGAGAAGAGGCUUAGUCCCUCAACAUACUGACAUACUAGAAAUUACUUUUGGUUAAGGAAGCAUUUGUCUGUGGUUUUGUACCAGCAAAUUCAUAUACUUGGAAGAAGCUUAGUUUGCGAACAAACAAAACCACAAAUCAUCAGUGUAAGGAUCAGAUCCUUAGACUGAAGCUACUCCUUCUAAAAAUAUUCCUACUGUAAAAAUUUCAGUUCUUUCUAGUCUGGCUUCAGCUGCACAGGCUGCUUGACUUUGUGUCUGUUGUAAGCCCUUUCUUUUAGCAGCUAAUGGCAUAUUCUCAGUGGGAAGUACAAGAGAGUUUAGCCCUUUUAUAAUGUUCACUCAUUAAAAACCUUUAUUGCAGCUGCAGUCUCUAUUUUUUGAAAAUAAAUUCACACCUGAGUACAAGUCUCUAGCAAAGAUCUAUUUUCCGUGGAAGGGAUGCAGCUGUGAGAUGUUCCUUAAUCUUGGCAUCCUCAGACAAUCUAGUCAAUAGGACUUCACGUUUAUAUUGUGACUAAUUACUGCUUAAAGCAACUUUAAACAGAUCUGGUAUGACCAUCACUUCAUUUUUUAAAACUUACUAUUAAAUAAGUGCCUUCUGCUUUAUUCGAUCAGUGUUUUAUUUUAAUUCUGUAACCAGAUCAUAGCCUUAGAAGCUUGAGUUAUUUGAGAAAGAAUCUUUCAGUAUAUACCUAAAUAGCACACUGUGGCACAAAAUUUGUAUGCUAAUAGAAGCUUUCAUGCCUCUUUUUUUUUUUUUUAAAUCAUCUCAGGUAAAUUAGUUAACUUCUAGUCAAUGACUAAUCAUGAAGAGAUUCCUGAACAAUACAAAUACUAAACACCAGAAGAAAAAAAAAGACAACUCCCUUUUUGUAAUGAGUGGUGUUACAGUACAUAAGUAUUAAUUGGUUUUUAUAAUGUGUAAUACUACAUCUCAAUGGAGAUAAUCAAAAACCCAGCUGGACGUGGCCCUAGGCAGCCUGCUUGAGGUGACCCUGCUCUGGGCAGGGGCUUGGACUAGGUGAUCUCCAGAGGUGCCUUCCCACCUCAGUAAUUCUGUGAGUCUGUGCUGUGUAACCAGGGACUUCUUGCACUGCACCCACCCAGCUGCUCUUGAUCCCUUAAGCGCUGGUGAUCUCUCACUUGUGGGAAAUCAGCGUAGGCAGUAUGUGUGUAGGAGGUAACAAAGUUCUGUUUCCCUUUUACGAUACCUUAGGUAUAGACGAGAGUUAAACUUGGUAAUUGUUUUAACAAGUGCAGGGUGGAGAAGGGUUCAUUUCAUCAGUGUUGGGUUGAUGCUGUGCUACUAAAAAAAAAAAGAAAAUGAUGUGCAGAUGCUUGUGAGGGAGAGUACGGAUGGUUAUGCUGUGGCUUGUAAGCUGAGCAGCUAAACGGGCUAAUUAGGUACAAAACUGACAACAGGAAGCCUAGUUCUUCUGCUACUCCCAAGUACUUGUGUCCUGCAGUUGUUACCACUGAAAAAGCUGAGAUCCUGCAGAGAGUGUUUCGGGAUUCAGGUCCUGCAGUGAAGCUUUGUUUCUCUGACCCUUCUAGAUAGUGGAUAUCCCUAAAAUCUGAGGAAGGGAGUGGAAAGCAGAUUCUCCCAGUGGCUGAGAUAUUAGUUGUCUUACUUUCUAGCUCCAGCUUUUAUCACGUUUGUAUUCCUUCAUUAAUAAUUCUUGCUAUUGCUUGUAGAUCUCCCUUGCAAGCAACACGAGACAGACAUUUUGAAUUUCAGAAGUAACUCCAGUAUGUUUAGCAGCAGCAGAUCCCACCUUUUUUUUUUUUUUUUUUUUGGCAACAGGUGGAAAAAUAAUCUACACCCUUGCCCUUGUAUUUCCAGCCUUGAAAUUUUCCCCUGGCUCCUUGUUCAAUCUACUGAGGCUUUUAAAGCCCAGCCAUCAAGUUUCAGAUUUCCUAUCAUACACCUAAGAUGUUUUAGUGUAGACAUAGAUUGACCCCGUUAAGAGAUGCAUCUUCAUUAGCUUUUUUUAUUUGAAAAAAAACAAAAACAUCAAAGUGUGAGCUGGGAGUAAACUGUCAGUAUACAAGGAGAAAAAGUAAACCCAACCAUCAUCAGAUGAGCGAGAUAUAUGGGAACGCAUUAGUUUGCAUGUAGUAAUUAAGGUGAAUGUUUCUGUUAGGCUCUAAUACACCUUCCCAGUAAACAGUUAGAAUUUGCAUGUACUUUUGUACAAUCAAGUAGCCCAGUCCUUCGGUCUGGGAGUCACUCACUGUAUGUAGACUAGUACUGGGUGUGGGUGUCCCCUUUUUGCACCAGUGUAGGCUAAUUGUAUUGUGGUGGUAGCUAGAAAAUAUAUGGAAAAAGGUAAAAUUGUGUUUAGGAAAGGAAAGAACAGUGUUUUACUAGUCAGCGGUAUUUUAUACUCUUGUGGGGUGACAAUCCCAAGGUUAUGGAAGAUGUAAAAUGGAGGUAGGCCACCUUUCUGCAAAUUGAUGUAAUCAAUUUAACAUCAGAAUUUGUUGGUCAUGGUUUAUUCUAAGAGUCUUAAAACCUUGGUAAAUUCUCUUGUUAUUUAUUAACUGUCAUGUUUUAAAGUAUGUAUUAUCUUAUUAGAAUUUGCAAGUACUGUUAGUUUUCUAACUUGCUGCCUCUUUAAAGCAUUCACUGUGUGAAAGCUUAUAUGCAAUAGUAAUUUUAGAAAAAAAAAAAUCUAAAACUGAAGACAACAAGGUGGUUCUUGAAAUUUUUUGUUGCUGUUCCUGUAGCAACCAUUUAACAAACUACCUCCACUUUUGUUGUUUAGUGUAUGCUUGAAACAUGGUGCCACUCUGAACAAAUUAAUCUGAAGAUAAGUAGAAGUUUACCACAAGCAGAAGUAAUCUAGUCUUUCAACACAUUGCUUCGUAAGUAACCAACUUGAUUGGAAAGUGAUUUGAAGACAGUGCUACUUAGGAGGAAACAGAGAAGGUUUUAAACUGGUUGUGCUUCUGUCAUUUGAUACAGCAGUGUAAAGAAUAGGGCAUUUUGUCCUAAAGGACAAGAGGAAAAGGGGCCAAUUUAAGCACUUCAGAUAAAUAGUUUUGGAUUUUCACUCUUUGAAAAACAAAACAGAAAAAUGGAAACAGAAAAUUAAACACACACAGACAAAGCCCCAAGCAUUAAUUUUCCAGAUUUUCCAUCCUAGUUUAAAUAAACAUUUUACAAAAAAUAGUGGUUAGCCUUGUUUUAAGAAUUAUCGUGAUGAAAAAGUUUGUAUUUAGUUAGGUGGGAGUUCAGCAGUCAGUAUUCUUGAAAAUACUGCUAGUAAUUGUGUGGUAAAGAUGUAACCUGUUGUUUCUUUCUGUCAUACUUGUUUUGUGUUGCUGUAGUACAAUGGUGAUCAAUCUUUGGGCUGAUGUUUCUUGUGCCAGUCUGUAUAUUGUCUUUCUCUAGGGAAGAAAAAAAAAAAAACAACAAAAAAACCCCACAAACAACAAAACAGCCCAAGAGAGCCUGUGGGCAGUUUCUUAUCACACUGUGCUUAGAUGGCUGCAUACUAAUAGACAUUUCUGUUUACCACAAUAUAAAAGCAAUAAUGUAAACUGUGAUGUCUGUGUAAUAGAAAAAGAUGUUUACAGAUGGUAACAAAUAAACAAUGAGUUAUUCCAAAA
Molecule: messenger RNA, 5264 nt
Organism: Tyto alba (common barn owl)
Lineage: Eukaryota; Metazoa; Chordata; Aves; Strigiformes; Tytonidae
Gene: ELMOD2
Product: ELMO domain containing 2
Exons: 9
Coding region: 227-1120 (297 amino acids)
Cellular component (GO): membrane
Molecular function (GO): GTPase activator activity
Source: RefSeq, a predicted model, not a curated record